CACGACAGAGUUUCCUCCCGCAAGGAAGGAACAGCUUCUUGUUUUCUGUGUCUUAUCUCACAUUCUGACUGUCAUAGAUAAACCAACCAGGAAAAGAGUUUCCACGUAUUAAGCAGCAACUGUCCUGUCUUUACUUCUUUCUUUAGGACGAGAGAUGUCCCCAUUCCUACGUAUAAGCCUCUCCAAUUUCGAUGUCGGACCUUACGUUCAAUCGUCUGGGGAACCGAUAAUGAGACCCUACUGUGCUGUUAUUGUAAAAGAAGCUGUUGAAACAGAAAAUGGCAAAGUAUUUGUUCAGAAGAAGCCGACCAUGUACCCUCCAUGGGAAAGUUCUUUCGACACUCACAUAAAUAAAGGAAGAGUUAUGCACAUCAUUGUGAAGGGGAAAAAUGAAGGGGUUUUCUCAGAAACCACCAUAGAACUUAACUCACUGGCAGAACGAUGCAAGAAAAACAGUGGCAAGAUGGAGAUAUGGAUAGAACUGAAACCACAAGGAAGGAUGAUAAUGAAUGCAAGAUACUUCCUGGAGCAGUCUGAUCCUAAAGAACAUUAUUAUGAAUCUGAUUCAGACAAUGAAUUUUAUUUACAUCAGCGACGUGGAGCCAUCAAGCAGGCGAAAAUUCACCAGGUCAAGCGUCAUGAGUUCACAGCAACUUUCUUCCCACAACCUACGUUCUGCUCUGUCUGCCAUGAAUUUGUUUGGGGCCUGAACAAACAAGGAUACCAAUGCAGGCACUGCAAUGCAGCAAUUCACAAGAAAUGUAUUGAUAAAGUUAUAGCAAAAUGCACAGGAUCUGCCAUCAACAGCAAGGAAACUAUGCUAAAUAAAGAAAGAUUUAAGAUCGACAUGCCACAUAGAUUCUCAGUCUACAGUUAUAGAAGCCCAACAUUCUGUGAGCACUGUGGGACGCUUUUAUGGGGUAUUUCAAAGCAGGGAUUAAAGUGUAUUGAGUGUGGCAUGAAUGUUCAUCAUAAAUGCCAAAAUAAAGUUGCAAAUCUAUGCGGCGUUAACCAAAAAAUGAUGGCGGAAGCCCUGGCAAUGAUAGAGAGCACCCAAAAGGAUAAACGACAACGAGAUUCUGAGCCCAUAUACAGAGAAAGGCCUCUUGAAGUUGUAUCACCAAACAAGAAACAAAAUCUGUCUCCAAUACAACCAGUAAGAAAAGAAUCACAGGGGAUUUCAUGGGAGACACCAGCUGACGAAACAGAAUCUCCAGAAUACGGUGUAUUGAGAACGUGUAACUCAUCUGGAGUAUCAAGGACAAGUGAUAGCCAUGAUGUAUUGAGGACAUGCAACUCUGGACUAAAUACAUCUAGCACAUCAGGAGUAUGGAGGGAAAGCAAUAGUGUGCGGGGCAUAAACAAUAACCUUUGUGGACUGUCGAUAAAUGAGGACUAUGGUGUACUGAAGACACAAAGAACCAUUAACCACAUCAAACUGACUUUUAAUGACUUUGUCCUUCAUAAAAUGCUGGGAAAGGGCAGCUUCGGAAAGGUGUUCCUCGCAGAACUGAAGAACACAAAUCAGUUCUUUGCCAUGAAGGUCCUGAAGAAAGAUGUGGUCCUUAUGGAUGAUGACGUUGAGUGCACCAUGGUGGAAAAGAGGAUUCUUUCUCUUGCCUGGGAGCAUCCGUUCCUGACUCAUCUUUACUGUACAUUCCAAACCAAGGAGAAUCUGUUUUUUGUGAUGGAGUAUCUGAAUGGAGGAGACCUCAUGUUUCACAUACAGACCUGCCACAAGUUUGACCUUGAUAGAGCAACAUUCUACGCAGCUGAAAUUGUUUGUGGCCUUCAGUUCCUUCAUUUGAAAGGCGUAGUGUACAGAGACUUGAAGCUAGAUAACAUUUUGUUGGACAUGGAGGGGCACAUAAAAAUAGCUGACUUUGGAAUGUGCAAGGAGAACAUGUUUGGGGAGGCUAAGACCAGCACUUUCUGUGGAACACCUGAUUACAUUGCUCCUGAGAUUUUGCUGGGACAGAAAUAUAAUUAUGCGGUUGACUGGUGGUCGUUUGGCGUGCUGCUAUAUGAGAUGUUGAUUGGCCAGUCUCCUUUUCAUGGAACUGAUGAAGAUCAACUGUUCCAGUCUAUACGAAUGGAUGACCCAGUGUAUCCUCGUUUUCUCAGCGUGGAAGCAAGAAACAUUUUAGUUAUGCUUUUUGUAAGGGAACCAGAGACAAGAUUGGGAGUGAAGGGAAAUAUCCGCCAACAUUGCUUCUUCCAACACAUUGACUGGGAAAAGCUGGAGAAAAGAAAAAUGGAGCCACCGUUUAAGCCUAAAGUGAAAUCGCCAAACGAUUGCAGUAACUUUGAUAAGGAAUUCUUAAACGAAAAACCAAGAUUAUCAAGCACAGAUGCAAUGUUGAUUAACAGCAUGGACCAAAAUAUGUUCAAACAUUUUUCAUUUAUAAACCCCAAAAUGGAAUCAGUAUUUUGAGAUUAUCUGGAAUUCUCUCCUAAAUUUUGGAAUUCUAGAGGGAAAAAAAAAUAUGACAAGAACACUGUAAAUUCAUUUGAGAGUACUCAUACUUUCAACACUGUUAUGACUCUACAAAUAAAGUCUUAUGGCCGGGAAUAUUAUAGGUAAGAUUAUUUACUGGACAUUAUUAUGCUGUAAAAGUGUAAGGAGAGUUGACAAAGAAUUAAAGACAUCAAGAUUGGUCAUUUAACCAGGUGGCAUCAGCAAUACUGGGGUAGAUGUUUUUAAUCAUGUAAAAAAGGCUUACUAUGUUUUAUAGAAAUAAAGGUAAGAAAUAUAA
This is a messenger RNA of Bombina bombina (fire-bellied toad), 2756 nucleotides long. It is a transcript of the gene PRKCQ, whose product is annotated as protein kinase C theta. Lineage: Eukaryota; Metazoa; Chordata; Amphibia; Anura; Bombinatoridae. Gene Ontology annotation, molecular function: ATP binding; diacylglycerol-dependent serine/threonine kinase activity. The record is from RefSeq and is a predicted model, not a curated record. The transcript is spliced from 17 exons. Gene Ontology annotation, biological process: protein phosphorylation. The coding region runs from base 155 to 2434 and encodes 759 amino acids.